UCACUUCAGCUGACUCAGUCCCAACCAGAAACUCAGCAAUGGAAACCGAGACCUCAGAAACCAGAAAAAAUGCCAAGCUGGCAAUAAUAGAGCUCGCAAACAUGAUAAGUGUCCCCAUGUCACUAAACGCCGUCGUUCAGCUCAAUGUUGCCGAUGCCAUCUGGCAAAACGGAGUUAACUCGCCGCUCUCCGCCUCCGAGAUUCUCUCUCGCCUUCAUAUUGUCGCCGGUGGUGACUCCGAGAAUCUUCAACGUGUGCUUCGUAUGCUGUCCAGUUAUGAUGUUUUCACGGAGUAUCUUAAUGUUGGAGAAAACGGCGUCGUUGAGAGAAAGUAUUCGCUUACGGAGAUUGGUAAAACGCUUGUUACUGAUGAGGACGGUCUCUCUUACGGUGCUUACGUGCUCCAGCACCACCAGGAUUCCCUGAUGAGGGCAUGGCCAUUAGUACACGAGGCAGUGCUGGAUUCUUCAACAGAGCCAUUUGUGAAGGCUAAUGGAGAAGCUGCCUAUGAUUACUAUGGGAAGCGUCCAGAAAUGAAUGAGCUGAUGCAAAAAGCAAUGUCUGGUUUAUCUGUGCCUUUCAUGAAAGCUGUGUUAAGUGGCUAUGAUGGAUUUCAAGGUGUAGAGAAAUUAGUUGAUGUGGGUGGAAGUGCAGGAGAUUGCCUUAAGAUGAUCAUGCAGAAGUAUCCUAAUAUUCGUGAAGGAAUUAACUUUGAUUUGCCUGCAGUUGUUGCCAAAGCACCAAAAAUUCCUGGUGUUACACAUGUCGGUGGGGACAUGUUUAAAUCAAUUCCAUCCGCCGAUGCCAUCUUUAUGAAGUGGAUAUUGACGACAUGGGCGGAUCACGAAUGCAAGGCGAUAAUGGAAAAUUGUUACAAGGCACUUCCGAAGGGAGGAAAAUUUAUAGCUUGUGAACCAGUGCUGCCAAAUGAAUCAGAUGAUAGUCAUAGGACAAGAGCUUUGUUAGAAGGAGACAUUUUUGUGAUGACAGUUUACAGAAGUAAGGGAAAGCAUAGGACUGAAGAAGAAUUUAAGAAGCUCGGUCAAGAGGUCGGUUUCUCUCAUUUCCGACCUUUGUGUUUCGACUAUUUUCAUACUGUCUUAGAAUUUCAAAAAUAAUAUCGUGACCUUAAGAAAACAAAGUAAUUACUGUCUAGUAAUGUGAUUAUUUUGUUUUUCGAAUAAAUAAACCAGGAGAGUUGGGUCCUGUCUGCAUUUUUUAUGAAAUUCUGUAAAAUUUGAACUAUGGAGCCUUAUCAAGUGAUGCCAAGUUAUUUAUGGUUAUAAAUUGGAUGGUUGCUGUCAA
Messenger RNA from Mercurialis annua (annual mercury), 1305 nucleotides. Its product is annotated as nicotinate N-methyltransferase 1. The coding region runs from base 39 to 1118 and encodes 359 amino acids. The record is from RefSeq and is a predicted model, not a curated record. NCBI's taxonomy places the organism in Eukaryota, Viridiplantae, Streptophyta, Magnoliopsida, Malpighiales, Euphorbiaceae. Gene Ontology annotation, biological process: methylation. The transcript is spliced from 4 exons. Gene Ontology annotation, molecular function: O-methyltransferase activity; protein dimerization activity; S-adenosylmethionine-dependent methyltransferase activity.